CGAUUACCGGCCGACUUGUGCACAGACUUGUCGUCGUUGGUUUUUCUUCCAUGUCGCGGGCUUGUUUUUCGUUUUCUGGCUGGUUGCUAAAGAAUUAAGGAAGAUGUUUGCCGUUUCAAGGACCGUAAUAUUUUCUCCGCAAGGAGCACAAGUCCGCCAUUCUUCUGGAAAGUUGAAAGAAUUGGCUCUUCGUCUGAAAUCUAUCAAAAACAUCCAGAAAAUCACAAAGACAAUGAAGAUGAUUUCAGCUGCCAAAUAUGCUCAGGCAGAAAAGGCGUUACGACCAGCAAGAGUAUAUGGAACUGGAGCACUGGCUGUAUUCAAUAAGACUGAAAUUCCCACUGAAAAUACAUCACCUAAGCAAUUGAUGAUAGCCUGCACCUCCGAUCGUGGUCUGUGUGGACCUCUUCAUGCAAACAUCGUUCGAGCCAUGAACAGUUACGUCGAAGAGCUGCCAGAUGAAGUCGAAACAAAAGUUGUGACAAUAGGAGAUAAAUCAAAACUCAUCCUUCAAGUUACAAAUCCUAAAGACAUGUUGAUGGAAUGCAAAGAGUUGGGGAGAAUUGCUCCUAACUUUACUGAUGCAAGUGCUAUUGCUGAGGGAAUUUUAGACAGCGAUUUCAAGUUUGAUCAUGGGAAAGUUUUCUACAAUUAUUUCAAAUCAGCAAUGUCUCAAAUUAUUACUCAGCAGCCAAUUUAUUCAUCAGAAGCAGUUGCUGCAGCUCCAACUAUGGCUGUGUUUGAUUCGGUGGAUGCUGAUGUUCUUCAGAGUUACCAAGAAUUUCAGUUAGUAAAUACAAUCUAUUAUACACUGAAAGAAAACUAUGCUAGUGAACAAGGAGCCAGGAUGGUUUGCAUGGACGGUGCAACUAAGAAUGCGGGUGAAAUUAUCGACAAGAUGACUCUGCUUUACAAUAGAUCAAGACAAGCUGUCAUCACUACGGAGUUGAUCGAAAUUAUAUCUGGAAUGGCUGCCUUGUAACCAGCCAGUUUAUUUUAAGUUCAAAGAAUUGAAAUAGAAUUUUUUUUAUCAGGUCAUGAUUAGUCAGGUGUGUAUUUUAGAUAAAUUAAGCUUGGUUAGGCUCAAUUUAUCUAUGUUCACACUCGAUAAUUAUGACCUGGUUCUGGACUAAUGUUCCAAGCAUCUUAAAUUUACCAAAACCCAGUAGUCUGUUUAUUCCUCUGCAUUGAUUCUUAUCAAUAUUGAAUAAAAAUUAAAAAAUCAA
Messenger RNA from Styela clava, 1226 nucleotides. RefSeq names its product ATP synthase F(1) complex subunit gamma, mitochondrial-like. Gene Ontology annotation, molecular function: proton-transporting ATP synthase activity, rotational mechanism. Gene Ontology annotation, biological process: proton motive force-driven ATP synthesis. NCBI's taxonomy places the organism in Eukaryota, Metazoa, Chordata, Ascidiacea, Stolidobranchia, Styelidae. The record is from RefSeq and is a predicted model, not a curated record.